Mucor velutinosus is the source of this 714-nucleotide messenger RNA. RefSeq lists its product as uncharacterized. Gene Ontology annotation, molecular function: RNA polymerase II cis-regulatory region sequence-specific DNA binding; DNA-binding transcription factor activity, RNA polymerase II-specific. Bases 1 to 714 code for a protein of 237 amino acids. The record is from RefSeq and is a predicted model, not a curated record. Lineage: Eukaryota; Fungi; Mucoromycota; Mucoromycetes; Mucorales; Mucoraceae. Gene Ontology annotation, biological process: regulation of transcription by RNA polymerase II. The transcript is spliced from 5 exons.
AUGUCAAUCAACAACAACACAUUCUACAUCAACCGAAAAGAUCAAGAGCCCAAUCCCUUUGAGCAAAGCUUUUCUUCCAUCUCACCCAAGAUCAAAUUUGAGCCAUUCCAAUCACCACCCAAGUUGAAUGGUGGCGUGGAUACUUGGGUCACUAAUAUCUCAUCGUACACAUUUGACUCGAAUUCCUCCACAACGAAUGAUUCCUACUCAUCGGUAUCAGAUCACCAAGCAACGACUAGUGAAGAUAGCGAUGAUACAUUCCAUGCUAAUUAUAAUAUGAUGCCAAUGCAGCCACCUCAACCUCAAUCACAAUCACAACCACAACAUUCGUUUAUUCCCACUCCCAACACCACUGCCACUACAUCACCAGUAAAAAAUAAGCCUACUAAAAAGAGAAAUCGUACUGUCAAGCUACCUGAAGACGAAGAAAAGCGAAAGAACUUUUUGGAACGAAAUAGAAUAGCCGCAUUGAAAUGUCGUCAAAGAAAGAAGCAAUGGCUUUCAAAUUUACAGACUAGGGUCGAGUACUUGACUAAUGACAAUGAGCAGCUACAGAUAGAGGCCAAUGCCUUGCGCAAAGAGAUCAUGGACCUAAAGACAUUGCUGGUAGCUCACAAGGAUUGCCCUCAAUACAAUGCUGCACUGGCGACCAAGAACAAUUAUGCCAAUUUACUACCACAACAACAGCCUGUCUACCACCAACAUUUUUCCUAA